Messenger RNA from Dicentrarchus labrax (European seabass), 2207 nucleotides. RefSeq lists its product as uncharacterized. The transcript has 6 exons. The coding region runs from base 1040 to 2077 and encodes 345 amino acids. Gene Ontology annotation, biological process: response to bacterium. The record is from RefSeq and is a predicted model, not a curated record. NCBI's taxonomy places the organism in Eukaryota, Metazoa, Chordata, Actinopteri, Moronidae.
UUACAUUUACUUAAAUUGAAGCAGAUACAAAUACCUACAACAAUCAGACCAAUUUUUUUCUCGCUCUAACCAAGCUCCUACACAAUUAUAUUCAUAUAUUAACAGUAAACUCUUUUAACCAUGUUACACUUAUGCAAAGAAAAUCUUCAACCCUCUCUAGCCAGCUACGGUUUAAAUGACAAUACCGGCAUUUUUGUUACAAUGACUGCUGCUCUCAAUUAGUAUGUCUAAAGACAUACUAAUAGCACUAGCACCACUACACCACUAGCACUAGCACUUUGGGAGGAGGAGGUUUUCAGGGCUGGGGCAGGGGACCUGGCAGGGAUUGCUGCUGGGGAGUAGUGCCAGAAUGAGCACCAGAGUUGGGCAAGUGGACAACGGAGUCGGGCUUCCAGUGACCAGGGUUGGGAGUGAACUGUCACCGACGGAGACCAGGAUGCUGUCCCAUUGGAACAAAUGCCGCAUCCAGGGGCACCACCGGCAUGAUGGGAAUUACAAAUUCACACUGAAAAGACCAACCUGUAACCCCAGCUAUUAACUGUAAGUUAUCAACAUUAACUUUAAAGUACUUUAAAUGGGUUAAAUCACUUGACCUGAUUUCUGCAUCUCUCCCACACACUGCCUUUUUAACCCACUUAACUGUUUACAUCCCCCCAAAAAGCACAUCUAAAUCUAAACAAACCUGUGUGAUGACUGAAUAACCAUGUUUUUCCACACUGACAAAAAAAACACUGACAUGCACCAACCUCUACCCCUCAAUUCAAAUAUUGACUUGAGAGAAUUUCCUUUUCAUAGUAUACAUCAUGGUAUGUUGUCACACCUACUGUCCUCCAGUGUACCACAUCAAUAAUGUCACCAUAAAGACUCAAUCAACCCAAUUACACCUCUGAUCACCUGAGCAUACUCUGGUUUAGAUUCAGAACUACAAUUUGUUCUCAUGCAAAAGAAGUCAGCUUAGCCAAUCACAAAGAGCCUUCGUCUCCUAUAAGAGUUGAGUGCGUCCGUCAACACACAGGAUACAGACUGCAGAGCUUCAGGGAUGAUGCCACUUUGCAUUUUUCUUGUGCUUCUCAGUGAAACCUGUCAGGUGCCAGCUGUUGACAAGACCUCAGGUAUUACUCAGGACAGUGGGGUUAUAACAGCUGAAGUUGGGCAGACUGUGACUUUAAAAUGCUAUUGUCGGAAUGAUGCCGUAAAUUUCUUCUUUUGGUACCAGCAAAGCUUGGGAGGCAAACCUCUCAUUGUAUCAACUUUGAUGAAGCACAGCACAGAAGCUACCAUCUCCCCCACGUAUAAAGGAAGGUUUCAGGUCUUAGUGGGAAGAGGAGAGGGCAUCAACCAUCUUGUAAUCAAAGAACUUCUCCUGUCGGAUUCAGCAACAUAUUACUGUGGGAUUUUAGAAUUCAACGAAAUUGAAUUUGGACAAGGAGCUUUCCUUCAUGUGAAAACAUCGCUGUCCAACAUCCAUGCUGUUGUCCAUCAGCCAGCGUUGGAGACUCUUCGGUGGGGAGACUCUGUGAAUUUGAGCUGUACGGUAUACGCUGAAAAAUGUGCAGGGGAGCAGAAUCUGUACUGGUUCAGACAUGGUGUGGCUCAGCCUGCAAUCAUGUAUCACAAUGCGGGACAGUGUAUGAAAGAUUCUCACAUGGAAAAUUGCACUUUAAACCUGGCUAUAAAGUCUGUGAGCUCCUCCGAUGCUGGGAUGUACUACUGUGCUCUGGCCUCUUGUGGGGAGAUUGUGUUCGGACAAGGAACUAAAGUGAAGAUUGCAGGUUCUACCAAAGGCCCCUGUGUCCUGGUGUAUUGUCUGAGUGUGGCAUUGGCAGUUUCCAUUAUUCUGCUCUUCGUCUUGGCUUUAGUCAUGUACAAGUUGAAAAAAAAGAUAUGCUCUGUCUGCAAAGGAACAGUUUCUCAUCUGACAUGUUCAGCAGCUUCUGACACCACGCAGAGCCAAGACGCAGAUGCUCUCCAUUAUGCUGCUCUGAGUCUGAACAGAACCAGAGAACGACACCGCCAAGAGGAGAGCGUGGAGAAUGUUUGUGUAUACUCUAGAGUAAAGACUAGUAGAGUGAAGUAGGACUUUACCUUUACAUUCAACUACUUUCAUGAAUUAUCUUUGCUGUCAAUCACUUGCAAGAAAACUACAUUUUUCAUGCAAAUGUACAAUAUACAACAUGUUGAAAGAAAAUAAAAUAUUUUUGGUGCAA